Messenger RNA from Dicrocoelium dendriticum, 199 nucleotides. NCBI's taxonomy places the organism in Eukaryota, Metazoa, Platyhelminthes, Trematoda, Plagiorchiida, Dicrocoeliidae. The record is from the annotation of a GenBank genome assembly.
AUGCACAUUCAGCUGGUCGGCUGGAUCAAAUGCUUGAACACAAUGUCUGGGCUGCAAAGGAAUUCUCUCAAAUACGAAACUAUGGUGGCCAGCAGUUUAAUCUACAUGAUUCGCCUGGUCGCAUCGCAAACGAUUGUUAGCCUAUACUUCAGAUGCUGGAUUACUCAAACUGAAGAGAGUUACGCCUUAAAAAUAAGCA